UUGCGUCCCGCGUGGUUUGAGUUGGCUGGUGUAUUGGUGCGUCGUCCCUACAGUUAAUUUAUCUCUUACAUUGCUUAAUCUAUUCCUUGCUGCACCAUUGCAGUUUCUUGAUCUGCAGUGUUGUUUUGUCAGUGCUUUUAGAGCAUUUGAAAUGGCACCCACAGGAGAAGCAACGUCAAUGGGCACAUACAAAAUAAGCAAACUUUACACAGUUGUAAAGUUCGCAAAUGGCACAGUCGAACUGGUGCCGUCAAAAUGGAUUAUUGGUGGGAAGCUAUGCCUUUGGCCAGCCAAGAAGCAGAAUUCAAAGAUUGCCGAUAUGAUCAGGGAUCGAGCCGAGCCGGAAGACGACUGGGAGCUGCACCCUUGUGUUUGCAUGGCGUCAUUCAGCAACUACAGAAGAGGAAAAAAGAAUGCCAGAGAGGCAGAGUACACCUCUCAUCUUGAAUCUGAAACCAGCGACGAAGAUACCACAGCUGAGGUUGACCUGCCAGCUAAACGAAGAAUGCAGCUUCCGUCACCACCGCAUACGAUCGACAACACAGUCUGCAGUUCGGGACGCGCAUCACUCUCACCGCCACCGCUAGGCAGUAUGUGCAUCACUGAAGCUACACAAUCUCCUGGACCUUGCUUCUCACCCGAAGCAAGUGACGCUGUAAGCCGCAGCAGUCAGGCUGGAAGAGAUGACCCUGACGGAAACCUGACUGCGUAUCAGAAGAAGCUACUGAAGCUGGUGCUGGACAUUAAAGCAGCGCUCAGAGACUUGUCACAAAGGGUUGCAGCACUCGAAGGAACAGCAGCACCAGUCUACUCCUGUGAUGUCCUGGAGCAGAUUCUGCAGGAGCCACUUAGCAGUCUUACGGACUGGGAAAUUUUAGAGGAAAAGCUACAGGACAAUGCCACAAGGCACAACCUUGUGGAUCGCCUAGCUGUCCUUGGGGGCAGUUCCCUGAACGAUGUUGUAAGAAUCAUUAUGGAGACCUGCACAAGGAAGUCUGUUCAGCAACAACUGACUGUUGAAGGACGCAAUGGCAAAAGACCAUUUAAAGGAACAAGGCUGUUUUCUUGCGUGUUGGCUGCAGUUCACAAACGCAUGGGUGUUUUGAAGGUGGGGGUCACCGACAAAGAAAUCUGCGCAAGGAUAAGUCGAUACCUGGCUUCUGCGGGUGACCGCGAGGGCGGCAGGAAGGAACGCACAAAGAAGUAGAAUAAAUUAUUUUCAUUGUCUUAAUAUAUGUCUACCUUGCAUUUUUUGUGAUGCGCACAUGCAAUACACAUGCUAACUGAAAACCACAAAAUGAAGCUGACCUUUUACCAGCCACCGUGUGCAACAAGUGA
Messenger RNA from Ornithodoros turicata, 1338 nucleotides. RefSeq lists its product as uncharacterized. The coding region runs from base 152 to 1207 and encodes 351 amino acids. The record is from RefSeq and is a predicted model, not a curated record. Lineage: Eukaryota; Metazoa; Arthropoda; Arachnida; Ixodida; Argasidae. The transcript has 10 exons.